AUGGAAAGCCAUUACCGGAAUUGACCGGCUGUGUCUGAGAAUUUUUACGUAAUUUUGUUUACACUCUUCUUCAAGGCCGACCAUGUUUAGCAUUUUGAAAUGGACGACCCGGAGCUAGAGAAAGUGAGCAGUCAGAAAAGGAAACGGGAGAGUGAAGAGGAACCAAGGCAGUGUGCAAACAGCAAGCAAGUAGUAGAAGAAGGAAAGUCAUGGUGGACAUGUAUGAUGCUAGGGAUCUCACAAGAUAACACAAAGCCCCAGGGAAGGAGAGUCGACAUGACACAGAACAACUCUCAAAGUAAAUGAUCAGCGAAUGACAGCCAUACCAAUUGAACAUUGUACCUGUCCCAUUGAUCUGAUUUUAUCCUAAUUCCUUGAUUUGUGCAUGAGGCCAUUUAUCAUACAGAGUUGAUUCAUGGCUAAUGAACCUGAUGUUUGUGAGGAAUGUCAAUCAGUCCGCCCAGCCACGCCCCCUUCUGAUUCCUGCUGUGGUUCAGGAUGUGCGGUCUGUGUUUAUGAUAUUCACGAUCAGGAGAUAGAUCUGUGGAAGAAGACUUGCAAGCGUAAACAUGGUGCUGAUAAAAGUCAGUUAGAAAGCAGUGAAACUGUCAUGGAUCUGAUGGACUAUAAAUAUUACACUCUGCAAUCUAUUGUCCCGGUUUGUACCAAUACAGCAGUCUACAGAUUCGCAUUGCCACCUGGGAAGAAACUGGAUCUGUCUAUUGCAAAGCACAUCAUACUCAGGGGUAAACACGAUGGCAAGAUGAUAACCAGGCAGUACACACCCAUCUCUCAGCCACAUGAUACAGGAUUCUUUGAUGUUCUUAUAAAGUUGUAUGUGGAUGGGGAUAUGUCUCAGUACAUUAAGGAGUGGAAGAUAGGUGAUAAUAUAGAAUGGAGAGGACCUUUUGGGUCUUUUACAUACCAGCCAAACAAGGGCCACUAUAUUCUUGCUAUUGCCGCUGGUACCGGUAUCACACCGAUCAUCCAGGUAAUGAGGCAUCUUGUUGAGAAUGAGGAAGAUGAGACAGUCUUCAGAUUACUCUACACCUGUCGUUCCUAUGAUGAAAUUCUACUCAGGGAAACCCUUAAUGAGCUCGCUCUCUACUGGAAUAUCACUAUCAUCUUUAAUCUUACACAGAGCUCGCCUGGCAGUCAUCCUAUUGGUUAUGGUGAGACUAUCCAAUAUGGUCGCUUCACACGGGAGAGGCUAUCCAAAGAAGUAGCAGCAUCAAUGGGACGUCGUGUAAGGGCAUUGGUAUGUGGAACUCGUUCUUUUGAAAAUGACAUGAGCACAUUCCUGAAAGAAUCAGGAGUACCAGGAGAUUCCAUUGAAAAGUUUUGAUAUGCAGGGUAUUUUAUUCUAGCUUUCUGUAAAGGUUAUUUUAAGUUAUGAUAAAUUUCUUUAAAAAUGUAAUAAUAGGUGUCACUUCCACUUCACUACUAAAUUGUAUAAAUGUUUAUGCCCCAGAACAGUUAUGAUGUGAGGUACUUGUAUGAAAAGGAAUGAUCAUAAUAUUACAAUAUCACAAACUAAACCCCUCAAAAAAAGUUUGGAAGUCUGAGUUUGUCCAUUAAUUUCUCCCAACUCCCAAUUUUACACAAUGCAU
Molecule: messenger RNA, 1610 nt
Organism: Lytechinus variegatus (green sea urchin)
Lineage: Eukaryota; Metazoa; Echinodermata; Echinoidea; Temnopleuroida; Toxopneustidae
Product: NADH-cytochrome b5 reductase-like
Exons: 8
Coding region: 416-1345 (309 amino acids)
Molecular function (GO): oxidoreductase activity
Source: RefSeq, a predicted model, not a curated record